UAUGUUCAAACUUCAAACUGCAAUCGCUUUCACAUGCAUCAGUUUAUAUUGACUUAUUAGUCUUUUCAAGAAAAAGAAACCCCAUUUGACCAAGAAAAACCAGUUCAUCUUCAACAAAAAGCAUGGAUCUUGCAAGCCCCAAAUACUUCCAAGCUCCACUUUUGUUCUCUAAUGGGGAACCGGCGAUGGAGAGUAAUGAUAACCCAUUUUCAGACACGUUUUCAGACCCACUUUGCAAGCUCAAUCUCAAGGAGACAUCUGAGUUUGUCAAGUCUUUUCCAAUGUCGGGUUUGGAUGUUUCAACGCAGAGGAGGCGAGUUGGGGUUAACUCAGUGACAACAAAAAGGGGAGUUUUUGAAGCUCCUUCUACACCAGGUAGGCCUGUUUUCAGAUUCAGCGGCGGCGGUGGUAGAAAAAGCUUUCCUUCGAAGUGGGAUGAUGCAGAGAAAUGGAUAAUCAGCUGCCAUGACUCUCCUACUCACCCCAUUAGGCCGCCACCGGCACAGUCGUCCAAGGUGGCUAAACAAGGUGAUAACUUUAAGCAACAAGGUGAAUUUUUUUCUGAGAAAUCAAGAGUAACUGAGGAGAAUGUUUCAAAGGUUGUCCCGAGCUUUAAAGAGUCAGUUUCAUUGGGACACCAUGGCUCCAUUGAUGUCUUUCUAAAAGAUAAGUUCACAGAUGAAAUAGAACCGAUUUUACCGGAUUUCAGAUGUUCAGAGCCCUCAAAAGAAGGGUUUCUUUUCCAAAACUCAGCCAGUGCAACCAUGAAGGAUGCAGGCAUGGAAGUGUUCCAUGAAGUUAACCACAAGGACGUUGGGAAUGAGAUGACUCCGCUCGGAAGUUCGAUGACUUCUAGAUGCCAUACGCCGUGCAAGAGCUCCUCCCCUGCACGGAAUAACACGCCGGCUAAUCGGUCAGGUCCGUUGAAUUCCGCCGAUUCGAAUAGUUCUAACAGCACAAUUGACAUUUCACAGCUGCAAGAGUGUCAUCUAGCUAAGUUACAACUGGGGUCUCAAUAUGAUUCUAUCACAUCGAAUUGGAGCUCGAGGGAAGAAGAGGAGGAAGACGUGUCGAAGAGCCUUAGACAUUUCGAGACCGGCCGUGCGUGCCGGAGAAGUGUUUCGGAUUGGAGAACUUCUACAUGGGAGGAAGAGGAAAGGACUAAAUGUUGCAUGAGGUACCAAAGGGAGGAAGCAAAAAUCCAAGCUUGGGUGAGCCUUCAAAGUGCAAAAGCAGAAGCUCAAUCAAGAAAGCUCGAGGUGAAAAUCCAAAAGAUGAGAUCAAAACUAGAGGAGAAACUAAUGAAAAGAAUGACGAUCGUUCAUCGAAAAGUCGAGGAAUGGAGAGCUUCGGCACAACAGCAACACCCAGAGCAAAUGCAAAAGUCGAACAAUGCACCGAUGAUUAACCGAGGUAACUCGAAUUUUUCCGGCAACAUCUCGUGUGGUUGUUUACCUUGCAAUAACAGAUACUGAAAAGAUAGAUCAUUUCCAAUGCCCCCACCAUUCUUGCAAAGCUUUUUUCAUGUAGA
Hibiscus syriacus is the source of this 1531-nucleotide messenger RNA. RefSeq lists its product as uncharacterized. Bases 123 to 1475 code for a protein of 450 amino acids. The transcript has 5 exons. The record is from RefSeq and is a predicted model, not a curated record. Lineage: Eukaryota; Viridiplantae; Streptophyta; Magnoliopsida; Malvales; Malvaceae.